Messenger RNA from Hypoxylon trugodes, 6080 nucleotides. RefSeq lists its product as uncharacterized. Bases 489 to 5486 code for a protein of 1665 amino acids. Gene Ontology annotation, biological process: regulation of actin cytoskeleton organization; regulation of GTPase activity. Gene Ontology annotation, molecular function: GTPase activator activity; protein binding. The record is from RefSeq and is a predicted model, not a curated record. Gene Ontology annotation, cellular component: cytoplasm. The transcript is spliced from 2 exons. Lineage: Eukaryota; Fungi; Ascomycota; Sordariomycetes; Xylariales; Hypoxylaceae.
GAAAGAGAUAAAAAAAAAAAAAGGUUAAGGCUGAACCAGGUCGGACAUCGGUUGACCGUUGCUUAAUUGAGUUUCCCUUCCACAUUUAGCUUCUCCAAAGAAACCCUUCAUUCCUCUCUACUACUUUGCUAUUACAACUACUACGCAGUAGGGAUUCUACGUUACUUUCUACAAGUGCGCUGGGAGCGCGACUUUUCCCCAUUAUCAUAUCACAAAGACAUGCCUCUUUGUUGAUCUUCUUUCUUACUAUACCUAGCUACCAUCAUCGCUACAAGUUAUUGCCUCACCUUGAAUGGAUACGACUAGUUGUCCGCACUCCUAUCGCCGUCUAUAGUCAUCACAUACAAUAACAAAUACGAUACCUCAAAUUGAAUUGUACUCUAGUAAACCUCAGCUCGGGUAGCUGUGAUGCGGACUCCAAUCUCGGACGGCGACAUUAUUCAACUUGACGAAGGGUAUCAACAUUGCAUACAGGUCUAGCUAUCGAAAUGUCUCACAGACCUCAUCCUCUCCGCCAGUCAUAUACUGUUGACUACACAACUGUCAAUUCCGUCAAUCGUCAAUUGUCCACCACAUCGUCGUCUGCCUCUUCUGGCUACACAAACAGUUCUUACAACUCCGACCAUUACGAAUUCGGUCCGCCCAGCGCAAGUUCGUCCGUAACCUCGAGUGGACACGACACAUCCGCUUUUCUACACAAACGUGGUAAAAGUGAGGCUGCAAUUCGACAUCCGUCCCCCCGAUCAAGCAUAUAUGAUGAGCCAAAGAAAAGUCCUGAAAACAUGUACAACUUAGCGAGGCAGUCCUUGCGCCCGCUUCCGCAAACACCCAGCCCGGGAUCGUCACCGGAGAAAACACCACCUCGCCGUGACCACCAUGAGCGAGGACAAAGUGUUGACAUAGGCAGACUUUCUUUAUCCAAUGGGAGAACCUCACCUACCCCCCAGAGCAAGUCGCCGAAUUCCCGACCUACUUCAAUGUUGCUCACACGAUCCGACUCAAUACGUCCCAAUGCACCUGGUACUUUAACGCAUUCACCUCAGGCCUUGGUUCACCCCACUUUUGCUGCUCCCGAUCUCCAACAAUUGGGCCGCUCAUCUACCAACCAAUUGCGCACCUUAUCAAAAUUGGCUCAAGAUAGUUCUGCUGACGAAUUUGCCCUUACUUCCCAAGCUCAGGAGGUCGUCGGUCUACGUGGACGAAGAAGGCUGCAGCGAGCAGGUAACGCGGUUGGCGCUAGAAACGGACAACGCGGUGAUCGCUAUGGCUUCGAAGGACGCAAUUGGAUGGAUAAGCAGAGACAAUUUCUCCAAGCAUACGAAUAUCUUUGUCACAUUGGUGAAGCCAAGGAAUGGAUUGAAGAUGUCAUUCAUCGCCAAAUCCCACCUAUUGUUGAACUGGAAGAAGCGUUAAGAGAUGGCAUCACCCUAGCCGAGGUAGUAGAAGCCUUAAAUCCUACUCGACGAUACCGUAUAUUCCGACAACAGCGACUCCAGGCGAGGCAUUGGGAUAAUGUUGCUAUAUUCUUCCGAUACCUCGACGAGGUCCAACUUCCUGAUCUCUUCCGAUUUGAGCUUAUUGAUCUCUACGAGAAGAAGAACAUUCCGAAAGUUAUAUACUGUAUCCACGCUCUCAGUUGGCUCUUAUUCCGGAAAGGAAUAGUAGACUUCAGAAUAGGCAACUUAGUUGGUCAAUUGGAAUUCGAGCAUCACGAAUUGGAGGCUAUGCAAAAGGGCUUGGACAAACUUGGUGUUAAUAUGCCCAGUUUUGGAAAUAUGGGCGCCGACUUUGGUGUAGAACAACCACCCGAACCCGAGGAAACCGAAGAGGAACGAAUCGAUCGCGAGCUAGCUGAGAACGAAGCAGCAAUUGUCGACCUCCAAGCACAGAUGCGAGGCGCCGUGCUUCGACUACGUCUUGGCAAUAUCAUGCAGCACCUAUGGGACUCCGAAGAUUGGCUCGUCGACCUCCAGGCACGUAUUCGCGGCGAUUGGACCCGCCAGGUUAUGGGCUACAGACUUGAAAUGCGGAGAUUUGCUGUCAACCUCCAGAGCGCUGCUCGCGGAUUCCUAGUUCGGAAUAGAAUGGCAAAUAGAGAACACUUCUGGAAGAGCAAGGAAAAGGAUAUCACAAAACUUCAGAGCUUAAUACGGGCUGCGAAAGCCCGUAACGAGGUACGAGAAACUCGUUCUCAAUUAUCACGAGCGGAUGGACCUGUGCGAAGUAUUCAGGCUGUGUUCCGAGGCUAUCUAGCGCGUGAGAAAUAUGCUUCUCAGCAACAGGAGACGAGUCGCAUGACUGGUCCGGUAUUGGAACUUCAGUCCGCAAUACGAGGAAUGUUGGCGAGAGAAAGAGUUGGACGAGAUCUUCAUUUCCUCGGAGAAGAGGCCGAAGCCAUUACUGGCUUACAGGCCGCCGUCAGGGCGAUGCUGACCAGAAGCCAGAUCCACCAGCAACGCGAAGCGCUCGCGAGCUUUGGUCCGAAAUGGGAAUCCAUCCAGGCAAUCUGCCGUGGGAACCUACUUCGACAAGAUAUUCAAGCGACAAAAGCCGAGCUCGCAGAAAACGUCCCCGAAAUCGGGAUGCUUCAAGCUCAUAUUCGCGCCGCAGCAGUGCGCCGAGAUGUUACCGAAACUCUCGAUGCUUUGAACGAAAAUGAACCCGCUAUCCUGGAUCUUCAAUCCAUGAUCCGAGGUAUGCUCGAGAGGCAACGAAUAGCCGCUGAUCUCGACUCCCUUGAAAACAACACCUCGGAAAUCAUCGACCUCCAAGCUAGAAUUCGUGGCUCUCUGUUCAGGGAACAACAUCAUCUACUCCUUGACGAACUCAAAUCACACGAAGAUGAAGUUAUCGAAUUACAAGCCCUUGCCCGAGCUAUGCUUCUGCGUAAUGACGUCGGUUUGCUAUUAGGUGAACUUGACGAGCAUGAAGACGCGGUUGUUGAAUUGCAAGCUUUCGCUAGAGGCUUUAUUGUUCGAGAAAAAUUCGCAGCAAAGAAGAAGCAUUUCGAAGAAAAUAUGCAAAAAGUUGUCAAGCUUCAAAGCUUCGUUCGCGCCAAGCUUCAAGGUGAAGCAUACAAGAGUCUUACAACUGGAAAGAAUCCUCCGGUCGGCGCAGUAAAGAAUUUCGUACAUUUACUCAACGACAGUGACUUUGACUUCAACGAAGAGGUAGAAUUCGAGAGAUUGCGAAAGACAGUGGUUCAACAGGUCCGCCAAAAUGAAAUGCUCGAGCAGUAUAUCGACCAAUUAGACAUCAAGAUUGCUCUCUUAGUGAAGAACAAAAUUACUCUUGACGAAGUCGUGCGACAUCAAAACACGUUUGGUGGCCACACUAGCAGUUUAUUGGCUAAUGCUUCCAUCGCAUCCGUCAACCAGUUCGAUUUGAAAGCCUUAAACAAGAAUUCAAGGAAAAAGUUGGAAUCUUACCAGCAACUGUUCUUCAAUCUCCAAACCCAGCCACAAUACUUGGCACGACUUUUCAGAAGGAUAAGAGAAUUGGGUACCGCUGAGAAAGAAUGCAAACGUAUAGAACUUCUCAUGAUGGGUCUCUUCGGAUACGCACAAAAAAGAAGAGAAGAAUACUAUUUGUUGAAACUCAUCACAAGGUCAAUACGAGAAGAGGUGGAUGCUUGCAAUUCUAUUCAAGAAUACUUGCGCGGCAACUUUUUCUGGUCGAAGCUCCUAAGCAACUACACUCGAUCUCCACGAGACAGAAAAUACCUAAGGGAUCUCCUCGGCCCAUUAAUACGAGACAACAUCAUCGAGGACCCUGACCUAGACUUAGAAAGCGAUCCAAUGCAAAUUUACCGAUCUGCUAUCAACAAUGAGGAGCUUCGCACAGGACGACCAAGUCGAAGGCCGCUUGAAAUCACGCGAGAUAUCGCAAUCAAGGACCCAGAGACGCGCGAGCUAUUCAUUGACCAUCUUCGAGACCUCAGAGAGAUUUCAGACCAGUUCUUCUUGGCGCUAGAAGACCUUCUACCGCGAAUGCCAUAUGGUUUAAGAUUUAUUUGCCAACAAACAUUUGAAGCGUUGGCACAACGCUUUGAACGUGAACCUCAACACCAUAUUCUCCAAAUCGUCGGAAACUGGAUUUGGCGCUUUUACCUCCAACCAGCAUUGGUCAAUCCUGAGCAAGUGGGUGUGAUUGAAAAGAGUCUUAGCCCUCUCCAGAAGCGCAACCUCAGUGAAGUCGCCAAAGUUCUAGGUCAGAUCGCCUCAGGCCGCCCAUUCGGUGGUGACAAUAUUUACCUACAGCCUCUCAAUGCCUUUAUUGGAGAAUCGAUGGAACGUCUUGCUCACAUUACAAGCAACCUAAUUUCUGUUCCCGACGCUGAGAGUACUUUCGACAUUGACGAGUUCAAUGACCUUUACGCCAAAAAUAGGCCGACUCUAUACAUCAAAAUGACUGAUAUCUUCGCUAUUCAUUCCCUUGUUGCGAAUGAAAUACCAACGCUCUGCCCGAACCGCGAUGAUGUGCUCCGUGAGAUCUUGCAAGAUUUAGGAAGUGCAAAGAACAACGAGAAUGAAAUGAAUGCAGCCGGUUCGUCGGACAUUCAAAUGUUCCUUACUCCGAAACUCCAUGAUAUUGACGAUCCGGAGGCCGAUAUUAAAGCUCUAUUUAUGGAAACUAAGCGUUGCAUCUUGUACAUUAUUCGUGUACAGACGGGCGCCAACCUCCUAGAGAUUCUCGUCCGCCCACCAACCCGCGAGGACGAGAUCAAAUGGCAAGCACUCUUACGCGAUGACUUCGCUUCUGGUAGCAACACUAAAGGAGCAUACUCGGAUGUCAACAUGAUCGAUGUUACACGAAUGUCUUACUACGAUAUGAAACGUAAUGCUUUGGAAAACAUCAUGCACCUAGAACAAAUGGGUCGCGUCACAAAGCACAACUUCUAUCAAGAUAUCUUAAAUGCUAUUGCACUUGAUAUCCGCACAAAGAGCCGUCGCAGGAUACAACGUCAACGCGAAUUAGAAGGAGUACGAGCCACUCUUGGAAACUUGCACGAGAAAGCCACGUACCUAGAACAGCAGCGCAAGAGCUACGAUGACUAUAUCGAGCAGGCUAUGGCUACGCUGCAAAAGAACAAAGGGAAAAAACGAUUCCUGCUGCCCUUCACGAAACAAUACAACCACCAGCGAGAACUCGAACGUUCCGGUCGCGUUCCCAAAUUUGGCUCUUACAAGUACAGCGUACGAGCUCUUGCCGAGAGGGGUGUUGUCGUAUCAUGGCAAGGAGUUUCGGAACGUGAUUGGAGUAAUAUUAAUCUUACAAUCUCGUGUGACGAGGUGGGUGUGUUCAACAUCGAAGGUAGCCGAGGCCACAUCCAAAUCCCCGGAGCUAGCGGCCAAAUUCCGAUCGAAGAUCUUUUGCAGGCACAGUUUGAGUCACGCCAGUUCAUGAACAUUUUUGAGGGCAACUUAAGACUCAACGUCAAUAUUUUGCUGCAUUUGUUGUACAAGAAGUUCUACCGAACACAAUAAGUUUUUAGAGCAGAAGGCUCUUUGGAGGGACUUGCCCUAGGAACCAAUUUAGUACUUCAUGACGAUCAUUUUGAGACGUUUGAGACGUUUGAGACGAAGGAAUAUAAUGGAAUGCUUGGAGCUCGGAGCUUAGGGCCUGGAUGACUUGGUUCGCGGUUUAAGGGCGGAGGAGAAUGGUGUUCUAGGGAACGAAGGUUUGGGUUUCGUUACUUGGUACUGCGCAUCGCAUUCUAAUUCUGAAAGUCAUCAAAUUCAAGCCAAAUCAAGUUUCUUGUGCAAGGGGUGGGAAGGAGGGAUAUCUAUAUCUAUACAUCGAAGGGGGUUGAUCGAUUGGAGCUGGUAAAGCUGGUUUGGUAUGUUUAUGGAAAAAUCCCGACUUCACGUACUUUUUUAUUCAUAUUCAGUGAAUGAAUGAAAUUCUUGGUACGCAUACUUUUUUACAAUGCUGGUUGGAAAGGAAGGGAGGGAGGGUUCUUCAAAGUUUGAUACCAGCAAUGACGAACGAUUCAGGUAGCAUAAGUUAGGUAGUUAGGUAACUUAGAGACAUGCUCAUGAUGUUACGGCAAUGAAAAAAAAACGUAUUUAUAAUGGAAA